This is a messenger RNA of Glycine soja, 468 nucleotides long. Its product is annotated as late embryogenesis abundant protein 2-like. The record is from RefSeq and is a predicted model, not a curated record. NCBI's taxonomy places the organism in Eukaryota, Viridiplantae, Streptophyta, Magnoliopsida, Fabales, Fabaceae. The transcript is spliced from 2 exons. Bases 1 to 468 code for a protein of 155 amino acids.
AUGGAUGUCACAAGAAAUCAACUGAAGCAUGUGAGUGCAGCCACGAUUCAUUUAAAGAACAAGGAAUCAAAAAUUGGUGCAAAAGUUCGAAACCUCAGUUACAAGCUCUUGAGAGCAAAAUCUAAAUUAGAAGCCGUGUCUGCUGCAAAGGAAAAGACCAAAUCAAUAGUGAGUAACUUGACACAAACUCUUGAUAAGCUCAAGUCCAAAACAAAAGCAGCAAAAAAAGAAAAAGACCUUAUAAUAAAUGGAGAGGUUGCAGAAACUAAAGAAGAGAUUAAAAAGGCCUUGUUGGAGAUAAAGGUGAGUGAGGAAAGAUUUCAAGUGAGGGAAGGGAAGGACAACACCAAAGGGUUCCUGCAGCAGACAAGGGAGAAGGUGAAGGGCGCGACCCAAGGUGCUACAGAGACUGUGAAGAAAACCCUUGGCUUGGGUCAGCAUGAUGAAGACAAUCGCAAAAAUUACUAG